Aspergillus fijiensis CBS 313.89 is the source of this 879-nucleotide messenger RNA. RefSeq lists its product as uncharacterized. Gene Ontology annotation, molecular function: L-ascorbic acid binding; iron ion binding; procollagen-proline 4-dioxygenase activity. Lineage: Eukaryota; Fungi; Ascomycota; Eurotiomycetes; Eurotiales; Aspergillaceae. The record is from RefSeq and is a predicted model, not a curated record. Gene Ontology annotation, cellular component: endoplasmic reticulum. Gene Ontology annotation, biological process: peptidyl-proline hydroxylation to 4-hydroxy-L-proline. The transcript is spliced from 2 exons. Bases 1 to 879 code for a protein of 292 amino acids.
AUGCCCAAAAAACCCGCACCACCGCCAACAACCACCUCCAAACCCAAACCCAAACCCAAAACCAAACAAUCCCCCGCUACAAUCCCCCCCAAUGCAUCACCAACCGCCCAAACAAGAAUCCCCUGGCCUCCUCUGACCCCAUCCCCCAAGAACCCCUUCUACUACCCCACCAAACCCACCCUCCACCUCCUCAUCCCCAACCAAGCCUACAUCAUCCCGGAAUUCUUCCCGGCCCCCUUGUGCAAAACCUACACCACCUUCCUCGCCUCCCUGCCACUGGUGACCACACCGAACAAACCCAAGAAGGGGGACGCGGUGCGCGUCAACGACCGCUUCCAGGUCCAGGAUGACGGGUUCGCGGCGCAGUUGUGGGAGUAUACCUGCCUGCAGCGGUGUGUGACGGGGAAGACGAAUCCGGUGGAGGAGAGGUUGUACUCGUAUGAUGAUGACGCAGAAGAGGAGGGGGCCGGUCAGAUCGAUCGGGAGGAGGAUGAUCUCAGCAAGAAUGGGAUGUGGGGUGGGGAGCCGUUGGGGUUGAAUGGGAAUAUUCGGAUUUAUCGGUAUACUAAGGGCCAGUUCUUUGAUAAGCAUUACGAUGAUUCCAACACCCUUACUUUCAACACGCCAGGGCAAUCGGCCAGGCCGGCUCGCACGACAUGGACCCUACUCAUCUACUUGACGGCUUGUGAGGGCGGAGAGACUAUCUUCUACCCGGAGCCCACGCGGAAGGACCGCAACCCCCAGCCGGUCUCAGUCAAACCCGUGCCGGGUAUGGCGCUGCUGCAUCGACAUGGCGAGCAUUGUAUGCUGCAUGAGGGGGCCGAGGUCCGGAGCGGGGAGAAGUGGGUGUUGCGGAGUGACCUGGUUGUUGCGCGGUGA